Molecule: messenger RNA, 2796 nt
Organism: Choloepus didactylus (southern two-toed sloth)
Lineage: Eukaryota; Metazoa; Chordata; Mammalia; Pilosa; Megalonychidae
Gene: PPP1R37
Product: protein phosphatase 1 regulatory subunit 37
Molecular function (GO): protein binding
Source: RefSeq, a predicted model, not a curated record
CGAAGAGGAGAGCGGACGGAGGCGGCGCCAGAAGCGGCAGCGGAGCCCAUGCCCCGGGACGGCGGGCGGACCCGGAGAGACAGGUCCGGGGCCCGGGGCAUGUCCCCGGGGCCCCCGUGAGGAGGCGGCGGCGGCGGAGAUGGAGCUUUCGCCGCAAGAGGCUCCGCCCGGGCCGGGCGCGAACAGCGACGCCGAGGAGGCCCCUGCCGAGGCCGGACCUCCCAGCCCCGCAUCGCCCGCAGCCGACGGGCGACUCAAAGCUGCAGCGAAGCGCGUUACGUUCCCGUCGGACGAGGAUAUCGUAUCCGGAGCGGUGGAGCCCAAAGACCCUUGGAGACACGCCCGGGACGUGACCGUGGACGAGGUCAUCGGUGCCUACAAGCAGGCCUGCCAGAAGCUGAACUGCAGGCAGAUUCCCCAGCUCCUCAGGCAGCUCCAGGAGUUCAAGGACCUCGGGCACCGCAUUGACUGUCUGGACCUAAAAGGGGAGAAGCUGGAUUACAAGACCUGUGAGGCCCUGGAGGAGAUCUUUAAGAGGCUGCAGUUCAAGGUCGUGGACCUGGAGCAGACGAACCUGGACGAAGAUGGUGCCUCUGCCCUCUUUGACAUGAUCGAGUACUACGAGUCAGCCACCCACCUCAACAUCUCCUUCAACAAGCACAUCGGCACCCGCGGCUGGCAGGCUGCCGCCCACAUGAUGCGCAAGACGAGCUGCCUGCAGUACCUGGAUGCCCGCAACACGCCCCUGCUGGACCACUCGGCGCCCUUCGUGGCCCGCGCCCUGCGCAUCCGCAGCAGCCUGACCGUGCUGCACCUGGAGAAUGCCAGCCUGGCCGGGCGGCCCCUCAUGCUGCUCGCCACAGCCCUGAAGAUGAACAUGAAUCUGCGGGAGCUGUACCUGGCCGACAACAAGCUUAACGGCCUGCAGGACUCAGCCCAGCUGGGCAACCUGCUCAAGUUUAACUGCUCCCUGCAGAUCCUGGACCUCCGGAACAAUCACGUGCUGGACUCAGGUCUCGCCUACAUCUGUGAGGGCCUCAAGGAGCAGAGGAAGGGGCUGGUGACCCUGGUGCUCUGGAACAACCAGCUCACACACACGGGCAUGGCCUUCCUGGGCAUGACGCUGCCACACACCCAGAGCCUUGAGACGCUGAACCUGGGCCACAACCCCAUUGGCAAUGAGGGCGUGCGGAACCUCAAGAACGGCCUCAUCGGCAAUCGCAGUGUGCUGCGCCUCGGCCUGGCCUCCACCAAGCUCACAUGCGAGGGCGCGGUGGCGGUGGCGGAGUUCAUCGCCGAGAGCCCCCGCCUCCUGAGACUGGACCUUCGGGAGAACGAGAUCAAGACGGGCGGGCUCAUGGCGCUGUCCUUGGCCCUCAAGGUGAACCACUCACUGCUGCGCCUAGACCUCGACCGGGAGCCCAAGAAGGAGGCGGUCAAAAGCUUCAUCGAGACCCAGAAGGCACUGCUCGCUGAGAUCCAGAACGGCUGCAAGCGCAACUUCGUGCUGGCCCGGGAGCAGGAAGAGAAGGCGCAGCGGCUGCAGCUGUCAGCCUCCAUGCCUGAGAUCACCGUCACCAAGCCCCAGCCUGACGAGGAGCCUGGGGACGAGCCGGCCACCGAGGUGCAGGAGAACGGGGCCCCGGGGCCCGUCCCGGACUCGGACUCAGACUCGGACUCGGAGGGAGACGCUGGGGAGAGGGACACGGCGGACGGCAGCCAGAGUCCCUCAGCCCCCUGCCCUGCCCUGGUGCCCCCCACAGACUCCCUGGGCCCUGGGGACAGGACCCCCCCAGGCAGCCCCUCUUCCCCCACUGAGCAGCGCAUUUCUGUGUCCAGCCCGGGCCGGGGCCACAAGGUGUUUGUGGUGACCCGGGUGGAGAGUCCGCCCGAGAGGGCAGGGCCAGCUACCACACCCUCCCUGUCCCCCUCACCUGCCCCACCUGUCCUGUCCCCCUCACCUGCCCCCCCCCAUCCUGCCAUCAGCGCCCGGGACCCAGGGUCGUCUGAGCCUCAGCCACGGCUGGAGUCGCCUCGGUCAGGGCCACCGCUGCCCAACGGCCUAAAGCCUGAGUUUGCCCUCGCACUGCCCCCAGACCUGCCCCUGGGGCCUGAGGCGAAGGGGGGCGGCUGCGGCCUGGAACACGAGCUGAGCUCCUCCAAGAACGAGAAGGAGCUUGAGGAGCUGCUCCUGGAGGCCAGUCAGGAGUCGGGGCAGGAGACACUGUGACACUUUAGUUUUUUUUUCCGGUUAUUCUUCGAUGAGCUGAGGCUAGAGCCAUGUGAACCUGCUCACCCAAGGCUCAGGACGCCCGGGGUGGGGGGGCUGUCCCAGUGCCCCCUCCCCCCACAGCAGCACCACCAGGGGUGCAGGAGCCACAGGCGAGUGCGCGGCCUGCCCCGACCUAAGCACCUCGGUUUACAUCCAGCGCUCGAAGACUCUGGGCGGGGGACGGGGGGUGGAGGAGGAGGGAGAGGCCAGGCCAAGGGGUCAGGCUCAAGGCCUGCCCUGUUUGGUGCAGGGGCCCUUGGUGGUGCUGGGACAAUGCCCCGGUGGCCCCGCACGGGACCAGGCAGCAUGGCUCAGGGGUGGGAGGGACGGCGGUGGUGGACGUGGGUAGAGCAGAGCCCCGGGCAGGGAGAGGGCUGGUGCAGGGUGGGAGGGGGAGAUAGGAGCAGAGCUUUCUUUUUCUUAAGUGCAAUAAAUCUAUCAGGGAGCUGGGGCAGGGAGCAGUCAGGGUUGUGGGACCCUGCUGUCCAGGCCACUAGAGGCCAUGCCCCCGAGAGGCACUACAG